AUGGCUUCUCUUCCCUCUGCAACAAUGCGAUCACCGCCACGACCACCACCUCCUUCUCCUCGCCAUUCUCCUCCUCCUGACAAUGUAGUUGAUGAUGAUGAUAACUCUGAUUACUUCAACUCCUUCCCACCUGGUUUCAGGUUUCGUCCUCUUGAUCAUGAGCUUAUUGAUUAUUAUCUGAAGAAAAAGGUUGCGAAUCACCCACUACCCAUGAAUCAAAUCCGAGAGGUUCAGCUUUACAAGCAUAACCCUGAGGAGCUCGCUGAGAAAUACCGACCAUAUGGAGAGAAAGAAUGGUAUUUUUUCACUCCUAGAGAUCGGAAGUAUAAAAAUGGAAAUAGACCAAAUAGGGCAGCUGGAAAUGGGUAUUGGAAAGCAACUGGAGCAGACACAUUAAUAAAAAGUAAUGGCCAACUUGUUGGCUAUAGGAAGUCAUUAGUUUUCUACGUUGGAAAGGCUCCCAAGGGUGACAAAUCAGACUGGAUUAUGCAUGAGUAUCGGGUCAAAGAAAGUGGUACUUCUCGAAUUAAUAGAGGACCUAAUGAUAUGAAGUUGGAUGACUGGGUCUUAUGUAAGAUAUAUAAGAAGCCAGAAAAGCCAGAAAAAUCAAAAGAAGUUAAUAAUGCAGAAAUUCAAGUUCAAGUGAAUGAGGUUGAGGUUGAGGUUGAGGCUGAGGUUGAUGCAGGGAUAGGAGAUAGUGAUUAUUCUGAAGUAGUUAAUGAUGAAGAUUCUGGCUCUCUAAAUACUCCUAAUAGUUCCAAUUACAUGGGAUUGAUUAAUCCAGUUCAAAAUGAAUAUAGCAUUCCUCAGCUGCCACCUUCGGAAUCCUCUCAUAUGUUUGCUGCUGCUAAUUAUUCUUACAACUCUGGCAGCAAUUUUGGUUAUGGAGAUGCAAUCAGUUCAAUUGAACCAAUUUCUUUCCAGCCAUCCAUGGAUUUCAUGGAGAGUAACUAUCAAUCAAGUUCCUUUGCAACUGGGUAUGCUUAUGAUGAUUACAAUUUGGGUUUCAAACAAGAGAAUUCCUAUUUGUUACCUCAGUAUGAUUUCUUCAACCAGAACUAUUUGGAUGCUUUCAACUUUCCUCUUGUUGAUCCUAUUGAUGAGAUUUUGUCAAAUUCAACUAUGAUGCCACCAGUGGAAAAUGACACAAGUGUGAUGCCAACAGUAAAAAUAGACUUGCCUCCAGUAAAAACAGACACAAGUUUGAUACCUCCAGUAAAAAGAGACACAAGUGUGGUUCCACCAGUAAAAAAAGGACAAGUCUAA
Macadamia integrifolia is the source of this 1266-nucleotide messenger RNA. RefSeq names its product NAC domain-containing protein 2-like. Gene Ontology annotation, molecular function: DNA binding. The coding region runs from base 1 to 1266 and encodes 421 amino acids. The transcript is spliced from 3 exons. The record is from RefSeq and is a predicted model, not a curated record. Gene Ontology annotation, biological process: regulation of DNA-templated transcription. NCBI's taxonomy places the organism in Eukaryota, Viridiplantae, Streptophyta, Magnoliopsida, Proteales, Proteaceae.